This is a messenger RNA of Merops nubicus (carmine bee-eater), 685 nucleotides long. RefSeq names its product ankyrin-3-like. The transcript is spliced from 6 exons. Lineage: Eukaryota; Metazoa; Chordata; Aves; Coraciiformes; Meropidae. Gene Ontology annotation, molecular function: protein binding. The annotation marks the transcript as partial. The record is from RefSeq and is a predicted model, not a curated record. Gene Ontology annotation, cellular component: T-tubule. Gene Ontology annotation, biological process: protein localization to T-tubule; regulation of cardiac muscle contraction.
GUCUGACACAAAUGCAAGUUACCUGAGAGCUGCUCGAGCUGGCAACUUGGAAAAGGCUCUCGACUACUUAAAAAAUGGAGUGGACAUCAACAUUUCAAAUCAGAAUGGGUUGAAUGCUCUCCAUCUCGCUUCCAAAGAAGGGCAUGUAGAAGUUGUCUCUGAACUGAUACAGCGAGGUGCCAGUGUGGAUGCAGCGACAAAGAAAGGAAACACAGCAUUGCACAUAGCAUCCCUAGCAGGACAAGCAGAAGUAGUGAAAGUGUUGGUUACAAAUCGGGCCAAUGUCAACGCACAGUCUCAGAAUGGUUUCACUCCACUGUAUAUGGCAGCCCAAGAAAAUCACCUGGAGGUUGUUAAGUUUCUUCUUGACAAUGGUGCCAGUCAGAGCCUUGCCACAGAGGACGGUUUCACGCCUCUGGCAGUAGCUUUGCAGCAAGGUCACGACCAGGUGGUUUCACUGCUGCUUGAAAAUGACACGAAGGGAAAAGUCCGUCUGCCCGCCCUCCACAUCGCUGCUCGCAAGGACGAUACCAAGGCAGCAGCUCUGCUCCUGCAGAACGACCACAACGCUGACGUGGAGUCAAAGAGUGGGUUCACUCCCCUCCACAUAGCUGCUCACUAUGGAAAUAUCAAUGUAGCUACAUUGCUGUUAAAUCGGGGUGCUGCUGUGGACUUCACUGCAAGG